This is a messenger RNA of Mitosporidium daphniae, 1122 nucleotides long. RefSeq lists its product as uncharacterized. The record is from RefSeq and is a predicted model, not a curated record. Lineage: Eukaryota; Fungi; Microsporidia. Bases 1 to 1122 code for a protein of 373 amino acids. The transcript has 3 exons.
AUGCUCGGAUUUGAUGCCUGUUUGGAGGGCUUGCGUCUGUCUUUGGGCGCCUCCUUAUGCAGGGAUUUGCCUCAGCAUUCAAAAAUACUUUGCAAUUCAAAUGAAAUUUUUGAACAGCUGUCCAGUAUUAUAAAAAAGGCUCCAAAACUGUGUCGCUCACAUGUGGAUCAAGCAAAUGCCUUGCUUAUUGCGACCCGAUACAUCGAUUCGCUCCUUCAAAUUACAGAAGCCCCUAAACGCUCAUCGCAGUGGGGAGUAUAUACAGACAUGCUUCUGGGCUCGAUCCAGUAUUCCCUGAUUUCGCUCAACAGCUCGAUGGUUAAUCCUAUCCAAUUUCCUGGAUUUGAUCAUGUGCUUGAGAAAAUCCCAGACAAUUCACUUGCUCAGUUUGCGUUGAUUUUCAACAUUUCAUCGCACUUGAGUAUUGAAUUUUCAAAAUCUCUGUUCUGUGAGCUGAUUACUACGCUGUUGUGUCCCGAUAAUUACAGGUCAAUGCAAAUUGCUCAACUUAAGCUACUGACCUCUUUGAUGAUGGGCCUGCCUCCCGUUGAAGCUUGGUUUCCCCUGGACAAUUUGCUGAAGUUUGAGGCCUUUUUAACAGCCUCAAUGCUAGACAUUGCGAAUGAGGCCUUUUUUAAUGAAAACUUUGUCUGUGCUUUGGGUGAAUUAUAUCUUUGCAGUCCCUUUUUGCUAUCUCGUUCGGGGUCCCUAUUUGUCCAGCUAAUCGAAAAUUCUAUUUUUCUUACUUUGAGCGUCAAGUCCCUGUGGCGGCUAAAAUUCCGAGAUGCCAUUCACCCUCGCAGGCAAUCAAGGGCGUACCACAGACUUGGUUCGCUUGACCCGCAUCCUGCAAAUACAGAUGAUUGUUCAGGAGCGGAAAAUAAAUUGGGCUCCGAACAUAUCGACACCAGUGCAGCCGUGACAACGGGUGGCAUCGCACCACUUGACAACCAGAUUUGUUCAUCUUCCGCUGCUACGGAAAACCGGCAUGAAAAAGUAUCUGAGCUCUCGUUACGGGAACCAUUUCUCUCGAAUGCUGCUAUCGCCAAAGAUCCGGCUUCUAAAGACUCGGCGUCUGAAAUGUCAGACGCCGACUAUUCACUAGUAACCGAUGUGGUGUAA